GCUGGCGGGGCUGGCUGGCUCGCAGGCGCGUCCCGCUGUCGGCCGCGGGGCGCAGGGUAGAGACGCGGCCCGGCCCGGCCGCCCCGCAGCCCGCAAUGCCCUGGGACUGCCGGCCGCGCUGGCCAUGCCGCGGGGCAUGGUGAGCCCGGAGCGGCCGCUCCCCGCGGGGACAUGGCAGGCGGCCUCGCUGCUCCGCUCCAGCCUCCUCCUCCUCCUGCUGCUGCUGCCGCGGGGCACCGGGGCGCAGAAAGGUGAUGCAUGUGGACACACUGUUCUGGGUCCUGAAAGUGGAACUCUUGCUUCGAUAAACUACCCACAGACCUCUCCAAACAGCACAGUCUGUGAAUGGGAAAUUCGUGUAAAGCCUGGGCAGCGAGUUCAACUCAAAUUUGGUGAUUUUGAUAUUGAUGACUCAGAUUCCUGCCAUUCCAGUUACUUAAGAGUUCACAAUGGGAUUGGCCCCACCAGGACAGAGAUAGGAAAAUACUGUGGAUUUGACUUUCAGAUGGAUGGUUUAAUAAUUUCAAAAGGUAAUGAAGUUACAGUGCAGUUCAUGAGUGGAACACACACUUCUGGACGUGGAUUUCUUGCAGCUUAUUCAACUACUGACAAAUCAGACCUAAUUACCUGUUUAGAAAAUGCAAGUCACUUUUCUGAACCAGAAUUCAAUAAGUAUUGUCCAGCUGGAUGUGUGAUUCCUUUUGCUGAUAUUUCAGGCACUAUUCCCCAUGGAUACAGAGAUUCAUCAUCGCUUUGUAUGGCUGGUGUUCAUGCAGGUGUUGUGUCCAAUACUCUUGGUGGCCAAAUUAAUGUUGUAAUCAGCAAGGGCAUUCCAUACUAUGAAGGAUCCCUGGCUAACAAUGUCACCUCAAAAGUGGGACCAUUAUCUACAAGUCUCUUCACUUUCAAGACAAGUGGUUGCUAUGGGACACUGGGGAUGGAAUCUGGGGUAAUCCCUGAUUCCCACAUCACAGCAUCAUCUAUUCUUGAAUGGUCUGACCAAACAGAACAGGUGAACAUUUGGAAACCAGAAAAUGCCAGGCUAAAAAGGGUUGGUCCCCCAUGGGCUGCUUUUAUCAGUGAUGAACAUCAGUGGUUGCAGAUUGACUUGAAUAAAGAAAAGAGAAUAACAGGUAUUAUAACAACUGGAUCAACCUUAGCAGAGUACUACUAUUAUGUCUCAGCCUACAGAAUUUUAUAUAGUGAUGAUGCACAGAAAUGGACAGUAUACAGAGAACCUGGCAUGGAUAAAGAUAAGGUAUUUCAAGGGAACACUGAAUUGUAUCAGGAAGUUCGCAAUAAUUUCAUUCCACCUAUUAUUGCACGUUUUUUUAGAAUUAAUCCCUUAAAAUGGCACCAGAAAAUUGCAAUGAAAGUAGAAUUGCUAGGAUGUCAGUUCAGUAUAGGCCGUGCUCCUAAAAUCACCAUGCCACCACCCCCUCCUCAGAACAAGAAUGACAACAAGAAUGAUGACUUCGUUCAUUCAGUGAAGACAUCGUUGCAGACAGAUAAAACAACUUUCACACCUGAAAUAAAAAACACCACAAUGACUCCAAGUGUAACCAAAGAUGUGGCAUUGGCAGCAGUUCUGGUUCCAGUGCUGGUGAUGGUCUUCACUACUCUGAUUCUUAUCUUAGUUUGUGCGUGGCAUUGGAGAAACCGUAAGAAAAAAUCUGAGGGUACUUACGAUCUGCCUUACUGGGAUCGUGCAGGAUGGUGGAAAGGAAUGAAGCAGUUUCUCCCAACCAAAUCAGCAGAACACGAAGAAACUCCCGUACGGUACAGCAGCAGUGAAAUUAGUCACCUGAGACCAAGAGAAGUUCCAACAAUGCUGCAAACUGAGUCUGCAGAGUAUGCUCAACCCCUGGUAGGGGGAAUUGUCAGCACACUUCAUCAGAGAUCAACCUUUAAACCAGAGGAAGGAAAAGAAGCAAGUUAUGCUGAUUUGGACCCUUACAAUUCACCCAUACAAGAAGUUUACCACGCUUAUGCUGAACCACUACCUAUAACUGGACCAGAAUAUGCAACUCCAAUCAUCAUGGACAUGUCCAGCCAUCCCAGCACACCUAUUGGCGCUCCUUCCAUUUCCACCUUCAAAGCUGCAGGGAAUCAACCUCCACCACUGGUGGGAACUUACAAUAAACUCUUAUCUAGGACAGACAGCACCUCAUCAGCACAGGCGCUGUAUGAUACACCAAAGGGGCAACCAGGGCCAGGUGCUGCUGAUGAAAUGGUGUACCAGGUACCACAGAGUGUGGCCACUGGGAGUAAGGAACAACUAAGUUAGCUCACAAGUAAGGUAGAAUAAUGGCUUGUUUUUAAAAGCCAGUUCUAUAAGGUGAUUGAUGGCUUGAUUUUUUUUUAAACUGCAUUGUUUUGAUAUUUUUAGUCUUAAAUAAUUCAAUGUUGAACUAAAAGAUGUGGUAUUGGAGGCCUGGGAAGCCAGUAAUUUGGGUUUCUUUAAGCUCUAUAUAUAAUUACAGCUUGUCUCCAGCAAAAAUCAUGGACUUUUUUAUUACUACUGUGCAAUUAUCUGUCAAAUGUUAAAGAACUCUUCAAGAUUAGCUUCAGUAAUUCAUACAUGUGAACGAUAAAUUGGGAGAAACAAAGUACAAAACCACAGAAAUUUCUUGCUAAUGGUACUAUUUGUGCAGGGGGAAAAACGCACUCCAAAGCUUCUAAUUUGACUAAAUCUGUAUGUAAGCACUAUGGCUUCUAAAAUUCAUUUUACCCUAUAAAAUGCCUGUACAAUUUUGGACUUUUUAAAACUACUAUAAGGACUGACAGCAAAAGUCCCAUUAACUUUAUGGCAUAAAACUGUUGUUGGCUCUAAAUUACAUUUUUUCAGUAUUUGUUCACAGGAUUAGGAAUCAUCAGCUGUGUGUUCCUCAGAAGGUUUACGCCAUUUUUGUCAGCCUUCCAAAACUACAAUGUGCUUUUUCUAUAAUGUUUUCUGCCUCAUCUUCUUAAGCCAGUCUUGUUCCUUCCUUGGGAUCCAGAAGGCACAGACUGUCAUACAAGCAAACUACAUGUCAACUGCUUUUAUGUCCUUCCCUAAGUAAAGGCUACCCUGAAUAGUGUCUGCCUUGAAUUCAGACUUCCUUGAUGGUCACUGUGCAAGAAGUAUCCAUGUGUUUGAGGUGACUGAAUUCAGGAAGGUUCUCCCUGUCCCCCUGUCCUGAGCCCUUUCUGCCCUCUAGAAUAUCUAUUGUGGUGUGUUUAGAUGUGAGCAUAUACAAAGAAAAAUAUGUAUAUAAUUUUGUGAGUGCUUAAGGAAGCACACAAAUAUUCUAAUGGUGCACAGUUUGUGUUAUACAUGCAUUUAGCACAGGUGGUACGUUUUUAGCACAACUGAAGAACUUUAGCCAUAGGGCUAUUCGUAUGAUUGUUCUUAUUAGAAAUAGAAAAGAUUCCAAAACUUUUGCAAGAGAACAAGUACUGUUCCAAAGAGUAUCCAUUUCAGAAAGCCUUGAAUGGAAUUUGUAUCCUUUGAAUGUUCCAGUGUUCUCUACUAUGAAAACGUUGGGGUCAGUCAUCUAUUUGAGAUAAUGUAGAGUAGUUUUAGCUUGGUAAUCAGGAAAUUAAAAUAAUUUGGAUAUUGUAAUUGCCAUUUUUAAAAUCUUGUUAGAAAUGAAGCACAGUUUUUUAACCUAACUAGUAGGGGAAAAAAACCCAACACAAUGAAGAAGCUUUAUUUUUAUUGUAACAGCACUGUUGGGAGGAUGCUGAAUUCAUUUAUACUUGUGACAACCCUACCUACACAUUAGCCCAGUUUUAUGGACAGUUUGUUUCUGUGAUACAACUCACAUCAGCUUUCUUUAUUGUCCAGGGUCCUUAAACUAGAUGAACAUCCAAAGCAAAACUAAAAUCCUGUUCAAGAGAGCUGUCGCUACCCAUGCCUUUAUACCAGUACAGUAUCCUAACUUACCACUUGGAAAUUUGUUUGCACAGGGACUAUAUGUAAACUCUGUAAUCCAAAAUUACAUGUGACCUGGUUCACAUCUGAAAUAAGUUAUUACAUGCUCUGUGUGACCUUAAAGCCCAGUUCUGCAAUUUUUGGUCGCUCCUUCUCAUUUAUUGAGAAUUCUUGGGUGUCUAAGCCUAAAUGUGAAUGUAAGGGUGGUAUAUAAAAAAAACCCAAUCAUGAAAAAGAAAUUUCUGCCUAUAGUAUUUUUUAUGUUAUUGCAACUUUUUUUGCUUGAUAAAGCUGGUCUACAGUCUUUGUAGUUUUGCUUAACCAGUAUGUGUUCUUACCCAUCAGCAGUAACUAUGACUUUCAAAUUUUGUAGGAUGCUCUUAUUUGAAAGGGGUAGGACAUUACUGUACCAAGAUGUUACAUACUGAAACCUCUGUAUUCUCAAACUGUACAAGGUUAGAAAAAUUAAUCUACCAUAAAAAUAAAUAGUGGUUCAAGUCAGUAAAAUUAACACUCAGAUUUAAUUUUUACUGUAGGCCAGCAAUGGUAGAACUGUGCAUAUACUGUAGGCUAAGAUGGUUUAUGAAUUAAACAGUUUCUCUGCAGUGGGUCAUUUUUUUAAGAUCCUUUUCUGAAAUAAACUGGUCCUGAGCUUUGCUUCCUGCUUUCAACUUUGAACAUGUUAUCUGCUAGGGCUAGGAAGAUAAGUUUGAAUAUGUAAUGGUUGGGUUUAAAAUGUAUGCUACAACCUGUUAAACAUUGAUUCCCAAAUGUAAGUUGCAUGACACACUAAAGAUUAGCAUUCUCCUGUGCACAAUACAAGCAGAGGUACAUUUAAUGGGUCUCUUACAUGUGAAGAUUUAUGGAUAUAAAAUAUAUUUCAAUCUUACUUGGCUUGAGUAUUCUCCCAGAAUGUAUGUUCUUACCUCAGCAUGUAUGGUAGUUGCUCAGUAUUUGUAUAUGUUGCUAGAACUUAGACUGUAUAAAUAGUGAGGGAUUUUUAUAUGUAUGUUAAAAAGUUAUUUUAAAUAAAUUGUACAUAUGUAUUAC
Molecule: messenger RNA, 4966 nt
Organism: Calypte anna (Anna's hummingbird)
Lineage: Eukaryota; Metazoa; Chordata; Aves; Apodiformes; Trochilidae
Gene: DCBLD2
Product: discoidin, CUB and LCCL domain containing 2
Exons: 15
Coding region: 125-2287 (720 amino acids)
Source: RefSeq, a predicted model, not a curated record